Messenger RNA from Lachancea meyersii CBS 8951, 1728 nucleotides. The record is from the annotation of a GenBank genome assembly. NCBI's taxonomy places the organism in Eukaryota, Fungi, Ascomycota, Saccharomycetes, Saccharomycetales, Saccharomycetaceae.
AUGUUGCCCCAACAGCCACACCAAAUGCCCCAGCAGCUGUACGGAUAUCAGGGAGGGGCACGAAACAAACCACCUGCUUUUGGACCAGGAUCUGGCACUAAUGAAGUCAUGGUUGGCCCUCAUAUGACGAGUUCUUACGGCCAACCUAACAUGGGCCAGCAACCUCCUAACCAGGGACAGGGCGUCUCUGAAGUGAAUAUGACUUCUAUCACACAGCUCCCGCAACAGCAGUCUGGAAGUCAAGGCCAACCUCCGCGUUCGAAACACGUUCAGCCGUCUCCUCAGCUCCAGCACCAGCACCCACACCGCCAACAAACGCCGCAACAGAAACAGCAGGGACAAGCGCAGGCGUCAAAUUUGCCCUUGCACGACUUUUCGCAUACUGCCUCUGCCAUUCCAUCACCGUUCAACACAAAUGUUGCGACCCCCACGGGCUCGGCCUCGGCACCCACCAUGUCCAUGCAGGGCGUACCUCCCGGCACGGUACCUCUGUCAGCCAACGAUGCACAUACUAAUUGGCAUGCGGUGCCCUUGGGGCCUGUACCAGUAGCCACGUCAGCCACGGGCCCUGGUACACUUUCUGGCUCUCCAGUCCGUCAAAAUUCAAUUCCACAAAAUUUCCAUUCCGUUCCUGGAGUCCCACAACCUCAAUUACGACGCUACGUCCCAUUCAGUACGAUGCCCUACCCAAUUCGAAAAUAUCUCUCGAACAUGGCUAUAUUGCGUUUACACGAGAUUAUAAAUUUGAUUAACGUCUCAACUGGCAGCGUUAACGAUUUCGAUUACUGGAAACGUUUCACGAGCGACCUUUUUACUUUGUACGGCAUUCUACGAUAUUCUACCAAGGCUGGCGAGGAGACUCGUCAAUUCGAGUUCACAACACCUAUCAUCCCGCUGAUAUGUCAGUCACUCGCGUCUGUAGGUGUGGUUCGAUUAGAAAUUGUUCCUCAACAGUUGAGAGCGCAAGUUUUGAGCAACGGGACCAUAUUCUUCGACUGCCCGCGCUGUACUAUUACUUUUUACUACCCUGAUGGGAGCUAUAUGACGAACUUCUCUCAGGUUAAGGGAAUAUUUGAUUCGACUCUGAAAAUCAUCUGGGUUGAAAUAUCGAGUUACAGCUUUGUUCCUGGGAUAGAAUGGAGCUCAUUGGAGCGGCUAAUUAGCUCUGAAAUUCUAUGUCACCAAAUAUUCAAGGAUUUGAGUAAGACUCAUGAAAAGCCACAGACCUCAGAUCAAGACCCUGAUCAACAGCCUACGUCCGGAGGCCAAGAGCCACAAAUGCCAACUAACUUUGCAGCGAUUACAAAGCUACGGUCUCAAUUUAAGGUAUUCCAUAACAUAUCAAGUUUUGGCGUCCAAGAGAGUUUCAUGCGUGCGUUACAGGUAAAUGAUGUAAUAUCAUAUCUGAAAAAUCUAAAAGUUUAUCAAAAAGUGCAUAAUCUGCAAAGUCCUUUGAGCAGUUUAGAGGCUUUGGUGGCUUCGUCACAUGCGGAGAAAAGUGCAGGCGUACCGGCUAGCGCUCCACCUAAAUAUCACACUAAUGGCGUGUCUCCGGCAGCACAGCCAUCAAAUAUGAGGGCAAGGGUACCCCAACCGAGUCGCCCUGUACCCAAAAAGCGCAGGCAGAGCGACGUGUCUCCUUUAAGCACGGGAGAAGAAGAUGCAACGCCAAAACAAGACCUGCCAGAUGUCUCAUCCGAUGAGACACUUAAAAAGGUCAAAUACUAA